Grosmannia clavigera kw1407 is the source of this 1092-nucleotide messenger RNA. RefSeq lists its product as uncharacterized. NCBI's taxonomy places the organism in Eukaryota, Fungi, Ascomycota, Sordariomycetes, Ophiostomatales, Ophiostomataceae. The record is from RefSeq and is a predicted model, not a curated record. The transcript has a single exon. Bases 1 to 1092 code for a protein of 363 amino acids.
AUGGACACAGGAAAGAAUGCGCUCUUCAGGGGCGAUCCGAGGCUUCCCGGAUACCUCGUGACGGACACGGUGAACAAGACAGUAGACAUUAGUGUCUCGGGCGCCACGAUCAGAAUUCCCGAGGCGAUCUACAAAAUUACGGCAUACCAGCGCAGUAUACUUGAGCAGCAUGUGGUCUCGUAUUUGACGCAACUAAGUUUGGCUUGUGUCGAUGUGAAAUGGCCAGCUUGGUUCCAAGACUUGGUUCAAGCCGGUAUUCUGGGCUCAGACCAUCGUCUACCCACAUACUGCCAGCGCUUCUACCGCCAGGGCAUUUUUCCAGCUUUCAAGGGAGAAAGGCCAAUGAACCUCACAGACGUCGUUGUGCUGCGCUGCCUCACCUUCAGCAAGGUAACGAGCGAGGUAAGCACCAAGCUUGAGCGAAUUGAUUGCAGCUGGAUGCUCGGUCAUCUAGACUUUCCUAGCACGGAAUUCGAGGUGAUACGCCAUAAAGGCACUCCUCUUGAAAGUUUACAAGCAGUUGGUCCUGCUAGUUUGGUAGCACCGGGACGCUGCCGGAUGAAGGCUAUUCCGAAACGUGACCCGGUUGUCUACAAAGUCUACAAGAAUGGCGUCGUGACUGUACGCCAUAGUGUCCUCGGCCAUCUCGAGUUUACAACUUCGGUGAAGGCUAUGAAAGACUGUGUCACCAAGGCUGUCAUAGUAGAGGGUGUGGAAAACAAAACGGCGGUGAAUCCUGUCUCGUCCUUUGGGCACCAAGCGUCUGUGGAAUUGGGAGACGGGAUAGAAGUGAACGGACCAGUCCAGCAACCCUCGCUGCCUGUGACGCAGGAGUCUCAAAACGACAAGGCAGUGACUCUCCGGUGGACUACUUAUGCCACAAAGGGGCCUAUUGUCCUUGCUCUAUUUGCUGCGGCAUUGUCUUUCGGCAUCACGGUCAUGCUCGGGAGUAUGAAAGUCGCCUUGGUCCCUCUGCUGCGAGUGGCGGCAGGACAGAUAUGGGAAACAAUUCGAUGGGUUGUCAAAAUGAGCGCCAGGAAAUCGCUCGGGUCCCUAGAUCUGGUUGUUCAACGACAGAUGUUACUAUUUUAA